Molecule: messenger RNA, 7567 nt
Organism: Diabrotica balteata
Lineage: Eukaryota; Metazoa; Arthropoda; Insecta; Coleoptera; Chrysomelidae
Source: the annotation of a GenBank genome assembly
GUUUGAAUUGAGAAUUGAGAUAUUGUAGAAUUCAGUGAGAUGAUAGGUUAUCUUAUACUAAAUGUUUAUAAUUUAAUUGUCUAAAAAUUUUUUGUUUGGUUGAAGCUAUUCUGUUCAACCACCAACGAUAAAUUAAUCGUGUUAGUUUUGCUCGUAAAGUAGUGUAUAGUUGUGUUUUUUUUUAUCCAAGAUUAGAAUUCAAUUUUUUAAUAUGGAUACUGAAGAAAAUAUAGAAAUUCCUAUUUCUGAUAUUUAUGACGAUUUCGAUAAUUUCGAUUUAGGAGAAACUGUGGAAAAACUUAAAGAAGAGAAUGAAAAGCUGAAGAAACAAAUCAUUGAACAAAAUGAAGACAUGGCAAAGUUGCUUAAGGCUCUUAAUGAUAUGAAAACCACAAACGAUAAUUUAAGGAACAAUAUAUCCUCGUUAUUGUUGACCGCAAAGGCUGAAUUGGGAAGAAAGGAUAAUACUAUAGCAGAUUUGAGAAGAGAUUUGGACAACAUUGCUUUUAGACGAUACAGAGAAAAUUUCCAAAAAUAUAAUGGCUGUAGUAAAGCAAUAUCCCAAAAUGAAGAGCAACUUUUAUCUACAUGUGGGAAUAACAAAGAAAAUAAAGAAACAACUCUCAAAAUAGAGAAAUUACCUUUGGUUAAAUCUAAAAAUGUAUAUCAACAUUCUGUGGAAACUUCAAAUAAUUUACAGACAAAUACAGAGCAGAGUCUUGAUAAGUUACAUAGUAGUAGGUAUAACAAUUAUCAAGAAAGAGUUUUGAACACUAAUAAGGAAACAAGAGAGAUUGAAUAUUUAGAUCAUCCCCAACCUUUGUUUGUGAAAGAUUACAAUUCAGAGAUAUAUGUAAAGCAAGAAAACAAAAAUAGAAAUAAAAUAUUUGAUUCAACUAUACAAAAACAAAGUGAAUAUGACAAUUUAGAAAGAAAUCAGAAUCAUGUAGAUAAAAGGUGUUAUGAUAUAAAUCAAUAUGAAAAUAUAGAAAGAAAUUAUAAACUAGAAGAUGUGGACAGGCAUAAGAGGCACACAAACAAAAAUAACCUCACAAAUCAACAAGACAAUCACGAAGAUUCAAGAUGGAAUAACAAAAAAACUAGAGACAGAAGUAGAUACAGGAAUGAUGAAGAUAUAGAUCUAAGAAGGGGCAGAAAUGAUUAUAAAAGAAACAGUAAUAGGUUUGAUGGAAGAAGCAAGGAUUUGAGAUAUGAAGGGAGACGAAGGGAAGAAUCUGAUGAACAGUUUUCUAGAAGGAGGUCUGACUAUCGCAAAGAUGGCAAAUCCCAGAGUAUAUAUGGAAGAGACAGAUCCCAACAUCGACUAUCACGAUUCCCAGAAAGAAAGCGAAAUUCAUUGGAUAGGUACAAAACUCAGGAUGAUUUGGACGACUACAUAAAAGAUAAAUCUCGUACAGGUAAGAAACUACUCAAUGUUGGAGGCAAGGUAAAAGAUCAACGCAAGAGCUGUUAUAGUGCUGCAUUGGGAGAGAACUUUGAUAUUAUUGCAAGUGAAGAAGGGGAAAUAUAUGGCACUGAAGAAUAUAACGACGAAAAUGAGAAAAAAGAAUGUAAAAUGGAUGAAACUAACACUGACCUGAAAAUAACAAUUAAUAAUAAGAAUACUAGGCCCUACGACUUUUUUAACAAAGAGUUAGGUAAUAUUUUAGAUGGAAUACAGAGUGACAUUCGGAUUAAAAAUGGCACUACUACUCUAGAAUGUAACCAUCAAACUGAAACUAUUGAAACAGUUGUUGAACCCCGUUGUGCUACUAAGACCAAAGCUGAUUUACUUAGUCAAGUACUUCAGAAAAAAGCGGCAGAAAUAUUCAGUCCAACUAAACUAGAUAAGAAGAAAAAGGAUAAGUCUAGAAAACAAGUAAAAUUAAAAAUUGAAGAUAUAUUUGGACAGAGUUCUGUUGAUGAAUUCCCAGAGAACAAUGUACAAGAGAAUAUUCCUUCUAUUGAAAAAAAAUGCGCAACAAAACAAAAAGUACUAUUAAAUAAUAUAUUUGGUGAUGAGUCGAAUGAUAUCUUUAAGGAGGACGAUGAUUUUCGAAAUUUUAGAAUGUUAGUUGAAGCUGAUAAUGUCGAUCACACAACACCUAAGAAGAUGAUGAAAUGUGCAAAGUUGGAGAUUAAAGAAAGGUUGGAAGGAGGAACUGGGAAGGAAGAGAAGAGGCUGCCGUCUUACGAUAUUUCUACAAAGAAAAAACGAAGUUCCGAUAAUGAUAAUAAAACUACUAGAAAGACCAAAGAAGAACAUUCAGAGGAUGUUAAAUCAGAUGUUUUUCUAUUAACAAAAAAACAGAGCAACGAAUUAGAUUCUUAUCAUGAGAACGAUGACCAAAUCGAGGAAAUAAAAAAGAAAUACAAUACAAAAAAACGUAAUAAUGGUGGCGACGAAGUUAAUAUAAAUAAACAACAUAAAUCAAAAAUUCUUACUGACAAAUAUUAUGAAGAACCUCCUUCGUUAAUAUCUGACUUUGAAUACACUUUUGUGGGCGAGCCAAAGGAUUCUAAACCGUCGGUACUGGAACAAGAAAAAUCUACCGAAAAUCUUGAAACUGUUUCGGGUAAACAGAAGAAAGUAAAUCAAGGGAAAAAUUUGACGAAAUCAAGUAGGAGAGAUGAGGUCGAUAUGUCUGUAACUCAAAAUGGAAGUAAUUUAAAAGAUUCUAAACCUUUAACAAGAAAAGAUGAAAAGUCUAAUGAGAAAGUUGAUACAGCAUUAGAUCAAACAAAAAAGGUUAGCCAGAGGAGAAAAUCAACGAAAUCCAAUUGCAGAUACGAGAAUGAUGAUCCUACAACACAGAAUGAAAGUGAUUUUAAGAAUUCCAAAACUUUAACAAUAGAAACAGUUGAUAAAUCUAGUGGAAAUUCUAACACUGCUUCAGAUAAAACGAAAAAUAUAAGUCAAAGGAGAAGAUCAACGACAUCAAAUAGUAGACAUGACAAUGAUAUAUCUACAGAGCAAAAUAAAAGUGAUCUAACAAAUUCUAAACCAUUACCAGCAAAUAAAAGUGAAAGAUCUGGUGAAAAUGUUUAUAUUUCUUCGGAUCAAACGAAAAAAAUAACUCAGAGGAGAAAAUCAAAAUCCAGUCGCAGAUGUGAUAACGAUUUUUCUGAAACACCGAACGUUGAAAGAGAUCUAAAUAAUUCCAAACCUUUAACAUCGGUACAAUAUACAUUAUGUAGUAAAAAUUCUAACACUCAUUUAGAAAAAAAGAAAAAACCUCAUAAAAGAAGAAAAUCGACAAGAUCAAAUAGUAGACAUGAUACGGAUAUAUCUAUAACGCCCGAUGAAAGUGAUGACGGGAUUAAAAUUAUUUCCAAGUCUUUAAAAACAGUCAAGAAUAAACUAUCUACAGAUACUGGUAAAACUGAUGUUAGUUCGAUUGAAAAGAAGGCUAUAAGAUCAAAAAUGUCAGAUGAAAUUAACACAUCUACAAUUAUUAAUGAAAAACGUUUUGCAGAACCUCCACCUAUACUCUCUGAUUUUGAAUAUACUAUUUUAGAAGAUCUGAAUAAGUCACAGUCAGUAAAAAGUCCAACCAAGCUCAAAGUAAAUACUAAAUCAGAAUUGCCUACAAAUAUAAUAAGAACUUUUGAAAACACAGAAGAACAUAAAAAUUUGAUCCAUUCACACAGUUCUAAGUCUGAGUUAUUAAAAGAAAUUGAAGUGAAAAAAUUAGCCGAGAAGAAUUCUGGUAAAAUCAGUGCUAUGAAAGCACAAAAAGUUGGUGCAAAUGCCAAGACGACCAGAAACUAUUCUGAGAGUCACACAGAUGCAGUUACAGUACCGAAAAUACUAGAAGCAUGUAUAUCAGAAGAAUUGAAGGAAUCAUUUUCACCUUUGGACAACAAAAACUUUGAAUCUUCCAAGAAGGUUGUUAUUGUGAGUGACAUAAUGGUGUCACCGAGUAAGAAAAAGAAUUUUAACAAUUUUGUUAGCCACGACAAAACAAUACAGGGAGUUUUAGAUGUACCGACUACUGAAAAUGUGAAUAAUAUCACAAGCUGUGAUGAAGUUGCUUCAAAGCAAGAAGAAAGAAGAGGGCUAACAACAGAAGUUUGUCUGAGCACUGAAUGUGUAAAACCAAAAUCUUUAUCUAGAAAAAACCUUUUACUUGAAAGAUAUGCAUCACAAGAAGUAAAUAAUAAAAAUUUGGACACUAGUACAACGGUUUCAUGUGUUACAGUCAACGAAAAUAACGUACAAGCUAAAAAUGACAAUGGAAUUCAUAACAAAAGGAAACAAAUUGACGAAAGUAUAUAUAUCAACCCCCCAAAAAAGAAAAAAAAUUAUAAUGCCCCAGUAAAUUCUAUAGAUGACAGGAAAAACGACGAGACCAGUUCUAAAAAUAGAAUAACCAAGUCUGGUGCUGAUCAGGAAUUGUUUGAAACAGCCAAAGUUGUUAAACCAGUGAAACAACCAGCACAGAGAUCUGGAAGCAGUAGAGAACAUAGUUCUGAACCUGAUCAAGUACUGAAAGAUACAGCCAUAUCAGAAAAAGACUCAUUUACACCAAAGAAAAACAUUAAGAAAGAAGUGGCUUCAAAAUAUAAUGAAGAAAUCACAGCAGCAACAAAAGCAAUAUGUGAAUUAGAAAAUAAAAACAAUGUAUCAGUUAUUAAAUGCAGAGAAGAUAAUAUUGAUGUGACUUGCAGCACAACUUCAGAACAGACCAAAAAGCAGAAAGAUUUAAGUGAUUUAGACAUUUCAGCUAUUUACGACAAUAAAAUAGCACCUACAGAACAAAACAUCAUCAUUCAAUCUACACAACAAAAAAGUACUGUGGAUAGUCAACCAGAAAGCAAAGAAAACGUUAUUUCAUCGUCUUCUACUAUUAAGAAUCCACACAAUUCUUCCACAUGUUCCACAGAAUCACCAAAACCUCGAAAAAGAAUAACUCCUAUACCCGUUAAGGACGUUCCUGUUUGUACGUUCACAAAUAUUCUUAAUAAAAGUGAUAACUUACCGAAACAAUUGCCGAAAAAAGUUGUGAUGAAUACUCACUUGCCGGAGGAUACCGAUAUUCCGAUUCUUCACCUUGAAGAACUCAGUUUUAGUAACCUUGGGGAAGGUAAAACGCUCGAUAAAAGUAUUAUGAAGUUUUUGGACGGUUUUAGCGUAUCUAACUUAGACUGCGAUGUGUCUAGAGUGAGCAAUGAGUCACAGAAAAAAGAACCGCUAACAUUCACGAACGUUUUAGAGAAAAUCAAUUCACCUUGUAGGAAUAUUGCAGAUUUUACCUCACCCGAUCAACAUGUACCACAGGUGACGACGUCGACACCGAAAAGUGUUGAACUUUCAGCACUUAAAUCGGGUCAGACUGAAAAAACUCCAACUUCAGUCACGAAGACUGAUACAGAUGUAUUAUCUCCUGAGCUACAAGAACAUCAAAAUAAGGAUGUUAGUAGUAAUAAAAAUAACAAAGCCGAAAAUGUUAAAAAUGUGCCUUUUACAAAUUUAAAUACUCCUGCAAGAUUUAGGAGGAGGUGUAGAAUCAUAGCUGUCAGGAAACUGUAAAAAAGUACCAUACUAAUUAUUUAUUCCCGGACAAAAUUGUAACUGACGUUGAGCAAUAGUAAAAUCCACGUUAUUUGUUUGAAUUUAUUGUCUCAAGAAAUUAUACAUCCUUUCUUAAAAUGAGCUGAAUCGUUCAUUUUGAUGAUUAGAUUUCAUGGCCUUGGAAAUAACACUUAAAUUGUGUUAUUUUUAACUAACAUUUGAUUAAGAGCAGAUUCGCUUGAAUAAUAAUAGCUUCGAAGAAACUAGCGUUUCGAUUUUGUGUCCUUGUCAUUUGGUUGCUUGAGAUCAUUCAAAUAAGCGCAAUUUAUUGAAGAAUACAGAAAAUUGCAUUUCAUUUAUUCAGCUGUAUUUAAUCAUUCUUAUAAAUCGACCAAUUCGACGAUCUCGAAUAGUAGAUUUUCAAUUCAAUUCUUUACCGAUUUAAUUAACAUACUAUAGAUUACCGAAUACAAAUAGCAUAUCAUCAGUAAUCUCACUCUUAAUUAGUAAUUGAUUAAGAACUAGUUUACAUAUAAUGAAUAGGGUCUUUACUUCUUGUUCAAUAAUACAGAAAACUACACUUCCUUUCUUAAUAACCCAUUGAACGGUCACCUUAAACAUGCGUUGAUAGUGAUUUAAAGAAUUCUAAACCUUCAACAUCAGUACAAGAUGAAAUAUUUAGUGAACAUGUUAAAACUGAUUCAGAUAAAAAUAAAAAAUCAGAAGAGAAGGAAAUGAACAAGAUCAAAUAACAUAUAUAAGGCCGGUUUAGAACGCCGAGAAACCACUGAAAUAACCAGCACGAAGAUCUCCAAGCAGUAGAGAACAUAGUUCUGAACCUGAUUAAACACUGAAGGAUACAGCCAUCUCAGAAGAAGACUAAUGUGCACCAUAGAAAGAAGUGGGUAGAAAAUAUGAAGAAGAACAGCAGUAAUAAAAGCAAUAUGUGAAUUAGAAAACGAAAAACCAAAACUAAAUAAGAACAAUUUAGUAGUUACUUAAUUUAAGAACAUAAUAGGAUACUUUCAGGCGAGGAGUUUUACAAGGGCAGAAACCUUCAAAUGAUUUAGGCAUUCCAGCUACUUCCGAUAACAAAAAAAAAACACAAGAAGAACAACAUAAAGACAUUAAAUAUGCACAGUAUAAAAUAGUGUCGAUAGUCAACAAGAAAGUAAACAAAGUUAGUUGAACGUCUUCUAUUAAAGAUUCACGCAAUUGUUUCACAAGCUCAUUGCAUUACCAAAACCCUCUAAAAGAAUAACUGCUAUACCCGUUAAAGAUGUUCCUGUUUGUUGGUUCAUAAAUAUUCUUAAUAAAGUAAUGAUUUAACGAAACAAUUGCCGAACAAACUUAGGAGGAAUACUUAUAUCUCGGAGGACAGAAAUUUCUAUUCUUCAUCAGAACUAUUUCUUAUACUGUUUCUUACUAUUUAGUAACUUUGGGUUAGGUCAAAUGCUCGAUACAAGUAUUAUGAAGUUUUUGUACGGUUUUAAGGUGUCCAACUUGGAGUUGGAUAUCUCUAGAUGAGUAAUGGACAAUAGAAAAAAAACAUUAACAUUUACGAAAGUUUUAGAGAAGAUCAUUUCACCUUGUAGCCUGUUUAAGAUUUUACUUUUUAUGAUCAACAUUUACCUAAGAUAAUGACGUCGACAACGGAAAAUGUGGAUCCUUCACCAAUUCAAUCCGGCAAGACUUAAAAAACUCCAACUUUACCCCGAAGAUUUAUCAGGUUAUAUUAUACUCUCAGCUAAAAUAAAAUCAACAUUAAAAUAAGGAUGUUAGUAUUGAUUUAAAUAACAAUAAAAGCCACGAAGCUGUUGAUAGCGAGAAUAUUAAAAAUGUGCAAUGAAAGUGCUGCUUGACGUUUCAAUUUCAUUUCGGAAAUCUUUCUCAAAAUACAAACAUUAAUACAUUAAAAUAAAUUUUUUAUUUAUUUUUUUUUUGUUAAAUUUGUUUAAUUUAUUGAAGGUUCUGAUGGAAAUAAAAUUAAUUAUAUAGAGGCCUUUUUAGAGUUGCUGGUAGAUAAACUUAAAAGAAGACGUUAACAAAUUC